Messenger RNA from Gracilinanus agilis (Agile Gracile Mouse Opossum), 2156 nucleotides. Its product is annotated as melanoma inhibitory activity protein 2-like. The transcript has 2 exons. Gene Ontology annotation, biological process: protein secretion; endoplasmic reticulum to Golgi vesicle-mediated transport; vesicle cargo loading. Bases 1 to 2079 code for a protein of 692 amino acids. The record is from RefSeq and is a predicted model, not a curated record. Gene Ontology annotation, cellular component: endoplasmic reticulum exit site; endoplasmic reticulum membrane. NCBI's taxonomy places the organism in Eukaryota, Metazoa, Chordata, Mammalia, Didelphimorphia, Didelphidae.
AUGGCGGUUAAAAGCCGACUUUAUUUAGGAAGGGAAAAACAACUUGCCAAAAAAGUUUCUGAACUAGUAGAAGAAAAAUGUAAGAUUCUUAAAACACUUAGCCUUUUUAAAAAAGAGUAUGAAUGUCUAGAAUCAUCUUUAAAGGAUGGAAACUUUGAGAAAGAGUCAUCAGAAACAUCCAAUCUGGAGGCUGCAUAUGAGAAACUGAACAAGGCAAACUCUGUACUUACGGAUGAAAUACAUUCUCUAGAAACAGAUUUGAAAGAGGAGAAAUCUAAACGAUCAGAACAAGAUGAGUUGAUGGCUGACAUUAAAAGACGAAUACAAUCCCUUGAAGAUGAAUCAAAGUCUAUCAAAUCACAAGUGGCUGAAGCCAAAACAACCUUAAAAGUGUUUCAGAUGAAUGAAGAACGACUUAAAACAUCAAUAGAAGAUGCAUUGGAAGAAAAUAACCAUCUUCAGGAAAGCCAAAAACAGCUUUUACAAGAAGCUAAAGGAUGGAAUGAACGAUUGAAUGAACUUAAUGAACAGAAAAACAUGCUAGAAACUUCUAAAGCAAAUAUGGAGCAAGUUAUAACUAAUAAAGAAGGUCAGAUCAAGUCUCUGACAGAAUGCUUGCUGAAGAUGAAAGAUUGGGCUGCUGCACUGGGGGAAGAUGUCUUUGAUAAUCAUUGUGAAGCUGAAAUAAAUAGCGAUUCAGCAAUUGGAGAACAUUUAGAUGAUCAUCAAAAGAAGACUGUGAAAAAACUGAUUUAUGCUGCAAAGUUGAAUGCUUGUUUAAAAACCGUGGAAGCAGAAAGGAACCAUAUAUAUUCCCAAUUGUCUGAUGAAGAUAAAAUAAAAGAUGAGCUUAAAGGUCAAAUUGAAGUUCUUCAAACUGAGCAAAUAUCUUUGAAGUCUGAAAAUGCAUAUUUUGAAAGUGAAGUACAAAAGCUUCAACAAAAACUUAAAGUAAUGACUGAAUUGUAUCAAGAAAAUGAAAUGAAACUUCAUAGGAAAUUGACUAUUGAAGAAAAAGACCGCUUGCAGAAAGAGGAGAAACUUUCCAAAGCAGGAAAAAAGAUUAGUCAUGCUUCUGAAGAGCUUAAUUCUUACAGAGAACGAGCCAAGGAUCUUGAAGAAGAAUUGGAAAGGACAAUUCGUUCUUAUGAAAGCCAGAUCACUGCUCAUGAGAAAAAAGCUCAUGAUAACUGGUUGACAGCUCGGGCUGCUGAAAGACAUCUCAGUGAUUUAAAAAAAGAAAAUGCGCACAACAGACAAAAAUUAACUGAAACAGAAUUUAAAUGUGACCUCUUAGAAAAAGAGCCUUAUGCCCUUGAUGUUCCAAAUAGAUCGUUUAGCAGAGAGCAUUCCCCAUAUGGACCCUCACCAAUGGGUCGGCCUUCACCAGAAAUGAGAGCUUUUCUCUCCCCUCCAACUUUGUUGGAGGGUCCACUCAGACUUUCACCUUUGCUUCCAGGGGGAGGAGGAAGAGGCUCAAGAGGACCAGGGCAUCCUCUGGAUUAUCAGAAUACCAAUGAGAGAGGAGAAUUAUCUGAUCCCCACAGAGCAUCUUCAGAUACUGGAUCCCUGUCACCUCCAUGGGAUAGAGAUCAUAGAAUGACUAUUCCUCAUUCAGAUGAGGUGGUAUCCUCAGAAAUGGAAUCCAACAGGAAUGAUACCAAAGAUGAUUUUGGUAAUUUAAAUAUGCCUGACCCAUCUCUCGCACCUCAAAGUGAAGUAGCUGGCCCAGGCUUUGUUCCACCACCUCUUCCUUUAGUCCGAGGUCCUCUGUUGCCAGUGGAUCCAAGAGGGUCAAAAAUGAGAAGAGGACCUCCCAUUACACCCCCUCCUCCUGGAAGCAUGUAUGGACCUCCUAGGGGCUACUUUCCAGCAAGGAAUUUCCCUGGUCCACCACAUCCUCAAUUAUCAAUGAGAAGUGUCUAUCCACCCAGGUCCUUUCCUCAAUAUCUUCCCUCAAGAGAUGGAUUUUUCCCCCCACCUCCACAUCCUGAAAGUAGAAAUGAGCAAUCUUCAGGGUUGAUUCAGCCUUCAAAUGAGCCUACUGCUGAUCAUCCAGAACCACAGCAAGAAAUUUGACAGGGUUUUUUUGUUUAACCAAAAGUAAUUUAUGAUGUAUUUUUUAAUCAUCUCUCAUUUUCAAUUUAAAUAACUGC